Messenger RNA from Bacidia gigantensis, 1425 nucleotides. RefSeq lists its product as uncharacterized. Lineage: Eukaryota; Fungi; Ascomycota; Lecanoromycetes; Lecanorales; Ramalinaceae. The record is from RefSeq and is a predicted model, not a curated record. Bases 1 to 1425 code for a protein of 474 amino acids. The transcript is spliced from 2 exons.
AUGACUAAGGCGCACAGCACAGCACGACCGCUUCCAGUGCUACCACCUCCUCAUCUAGUUGGAGCCAGGCCUUAUUUACCACCUUUGGAAAGUUUGCAUCCAUCGCCACAACCGCAAUUCUUUCCUGGAGCAUUUCCACCUGGAUCCCUUCCCGAGCGGUCCCAUGCUGCUUAUGUGAGCCCUCCACCUUUCACGCCAUCCCUGGCACAGGGUGUGGCUCCUCCGCCUCCCCAGACGUAUCCAGUCUAUCCUGGACCAGUGUCAUCUUUUCCACCGGUAGGACAAUCAGGGCCAGUGACGUCUUUUUCCCACCCAGCGCUUUAUCCUCAGAAAGCCUCAUUUCAAUCAAAGAACCCAGGUACCGUUUAUGAGGCGCUCAGUCCCGUUGAAUAUAGUCAACAGUCGCCCUAUGACCUUGGAACGCCCCAGUCGGUCUUCCGCGAGACUUCGUAUCCCCAGAAUCCUUAUCAGCCGGCACCAGUCAGACCUUUACAGAGCUCAACUGGAUCCCAUCAAAGUUCCGAGGCGCCCUCCUCGAGUGGACAUGCGUCGCUGGGUAGCACCAGGCCCUAUUCUCACACAUCUUCCCCUUUUGCUUCCACCGGACUACUCGGGCCAGGCGGUCAGCAGCAAGAGACAAACGACAUGCAAGACCGUUACAUCCUUACCAUUCGUCAGCAGCCUAUAGCAGCGCGAGCCUGUGGCUUUGGCGAAAGGGACCGCCGGGUAAUCGACCCUCCGCCCAUUGUCCAGCUCUCCCUGAAGGACUUUGACCCUGCCUCCCCAGCAGACGUUCAUGACCUUCAAUAUCCCUGGAAUAUCAUGCACUGUGCGCUCCUCUCCGCCUCCUCGGCGGACGUGGCCCAGCGCCAACCCACCUCGUCCCCAGUCUACCCCCCCACACCGAGUGCAGACGUGACCACAGUGCCGGACCCGCAUUCUGCAGAUCGUGUGACCCGUCGGCUGAUGGGAACAUUAGUCUAUUCCCCCUUUGUUGGCACGGACCCGGAUUUUGCUACCUCUGGAACCCAGGCUGCUAAUGUCGGUGUCUUUUUCAUCUUCUCGGAUCUUUCUUGCAGACAAAAUGGACUUUACCGCCUCCGAUUCACUCUGAUGAAGGUGCCUGUUGGACCGGAUCUUAGUGAGGCUACCCCAGGAAGUGUGCGUGGGAGCAUCGACUCUGAUGUUUUCGAGGUGUUCUCUGCCAAGGACUUUCCUGGUAUGAGAGAGAGCUCAAGACUGAUUAAAGACUUGAAAAGGCAGGGUGCGAGUGUAAGUGUGAGGAAGGGAAAGAGCGGCAUCGCAGGCUUGGAAGCGGAGAGGGAGCGAGAGAAGAGGGCAAGCAGUGUCAGUGGAAGCGGAGAGGAGGAUGAGGAAGACGCAGGCGUCAAAGGAAGAACCAGGGCGAAGAAGAGAAGAGCAUAG